Messenger RNA from Diceros bicornis minor, 1907 nucleotides. It is a transcript of the gene GAPT, whose product is annotated as GRB2 binding adaptor protein, transmembrane. The record is from RefSeq and is a predicted model, not a curated record. Bases 481 to 960 code for a protein of 159 amino acids. NCBI's taxonomy places the organism in Eukaryota, Metazoa, Chordata, Mammalia, Perissodactyla, Rhinocerotidae. The transcript is spliced from 2 exons. Gene Ontology annotation, cellular component: membrane.
UCGUCAUCUUAUCUGUCUAAUUCAGCAUUUCCUGUUUUUGUAUUCUGUAGAGUUGGUCUCUGAGAGAUGCUGUUAAAUAAGGGUUCUGUGUUGGAAAAGUGUUAUUCAACCUAACGAGACAGGAGGUAUAGCGGUUAAGCCCACAGAUGCUGGAAGCAGACUGCCAGGCCACAUUGGAUAGAAAAGGAAGUGGAGUGGAAUAAAAUCGCCCCUGACACGGUGCAAUUAUACAUUAGUGGUUGUAAAGCAGAAAGCAUCAGGUACAACGAGAACCAUCUUCCAAAACUAAGUUUACUCAAUCUCUCCUCUAAUUGCAUCAGGACUUUGCCAGAUGAUGUUCGUUCAGAUCUGAAAGAGAAAUGCCUAAAAGAGCUUCCAAACUUAAUUUCGAACCGUACUGUACAAGGAAUUACAUCAGUCUGUACCUGUGAUUUCAUUAAGGGCUACGCCACACCGAUAAACAACACCAUUUGUGCAGAAAUGUUGAAAAGCUGUGGAAAUACGUUAGCAGCCGUUUCUAUAGGAAUUUCCCUUUUGGUACUGUUGGUGAUCUGUGGUAUUGGGUGUGUUUGGCACUGGAAACACCAUAUCACAACACGAUUUACCUUACCAAAGUUUUUGCAAAGAAGAAGCAGCAGGAGAAAAGACUAUACUAAAACGCUCUCCUUGAGUCCCCACAUUAUCAGCUCAAAGCAUAAAAUCUCAGUUCAAACCCAAGGCCACAGAUCUCCUGCAAGGGAGACUAACAUACAUGACAACUAUGAAAAUGUAGAAGUGGGUCCUCCCAAAGCUAAAGAAGAAACCGGGAAGGAACUAUACCAGAACACUCAGCCGUCCAAUUUCGAGGAGGAGCACAUCUACGGAAAUGAGACACCAUCUAACUAUUAUAACUUCCAGAAGCCUUGUACUUCUGAAGUCCCUCAAGAUGAAGACAUAUAUAUUCUUCCAGAUUCAUAUUAACUUUUCAAAAUAUUGGGUUUAGUUAUUGGAGGAUAAAUAUUCUUUGGGACUUUUAUGGCACUGAUGUCAUUAUUGAUUGAGUCUUCUGAUGAAACUCAAUGUCUCUCAUCUAUUUCCACCCUCUGAGUCCUCUCUAUGUGCAUCACUGUGGAUUAGUUCUGGAUACUCUCCACCCUCCUUGCCCUGGAUUAGUUCUGCAUUAUGUUAUAUUGAUUCUUCCUUCUAAAUGUUCCCUGUUAUCUUUUUCUUUUAUUUAUAUCUCCACCAUCUUUUUCUGUGUCAAGAUUAUUGUCACAGUCUCCUAACUAGUCUUUCUGGCUAUAUUGUCUACACACUCAAUCAGUUCCCCAUGAUGCUGCCAGAUGUAUUUUCAGAAAAUAUUCCCAGUGGGCACAUCACUCCUUUGCUUAAAACCUUUUAAUGCUUCCUUUUUGCAAAAGAUAUAAUACUCAUAAUUCUAACUCCAGAAUAGAUGAUUUUCUGUAAUUGGUUCCAAUUUACUUUUCCAAUGACUUCUACUAAUCCCUCACUUCUCUGCUUUCAUCAAAAUCAUCGCAAAACCUGCCAAACUCAUCCCUCCUCCAUGCCUUCGCUUGUCUGCCCCUCUUAAGCCUGCUCAGAUCAUAUGUCCCUCCACAAGUCUUCUGAACCAUUCCAAACCUACUUUUACCUUUUUCUUUUCUGAUCUCCUAUAUAUUUUGCUACCUGUUAAGUUCUUUGGGCAUUUAAACGUAUGAAUGUUUGCUAUGGAAUUUUAUUAUUUAAUGUCAUAUGAGAAUGUCUUAAAUUCUCUACAAAAUUGUAAGGAACUGCCUCAUAUUCAUAUUUUAGCCCCAAUGCCUAGGCCAUCAUAUGAGACACUCAUUGUUCAAUUGACAAGAAUUGAAUUGUACAUUUUGCUAAGUAGUUCUAAGAAAAAUAUAAUAAAUUCAUCCAUCCAAGGAAUA